UAAGAAUUAUAAUAUAUAACAAAUUCCAGUUCUGUUCUCGUUUCUGAAACCAAGCAAAAAAAUCUCGAAACAGGGAGACGGUCUCCAAUGGAACAAGAAGACUUCCCUGUGGCUGUGCCUCAAUCUGCCAUGAGACAGGAUUUCGGAAAAUUGCAAUACGGAUGCGAGCAUUACAGAAGACGAUGCAAAAUCCGAGCUCCAUGCUGCGACCAAAUCUUUACCUGUCGCCACUGCCACAACGACGCCAUGACCUCGCUGAGCAAUCCGGAAGACCGCCACGAACUUGUUCGCCAGGACAUUAGACAAGUGGUCUGCUUGAUUUGCAACACAGAGCAAGAGGUUGCUAAGGUUUGUCGCAAGUGUAAUGUUAAUAUGGGAGAAUACUUUUGCGACAUCUGCAAAUUCUAUGAUGAUGAUACCAAGAAGAAGCAGUUUCAUUGUGAUGCAUGUGGUAUCUGUAGGGUUGGUGGUCGUGAAAAUUUCUUUCACUGUGAAAGAUGUGGAUCUUGCUAUUCCACUCCUUUGCGUGAUAACCACACGUGUGUUGAGAACUCGAUGAAAAGUUUUUGCCCCAUCUGUUGUGAGUUUCUUUUUGACUCAAUAAAAGACACAACUGUUAUGCCUUGUGGUCACACAAUACAUUUGGAGUGCUUCAGCGAGAUGCAAUCAAAGAAUCAAUACCGUUGUCCUAUCUGCUUGAAAACAGUUGUGAACAUGUCUGCAAGCUGGGCAUUGCUGAAAAUGGAGAUCGAAUGCACACCGAUGCCUGAGGAGUACAGCCACGAGGUGUCAAUUCACUGCAACGACUGCAGCCAUAUAAGCAAAGUUCGUUUUCACAUUUUGGGACACAAAUGUAGUCAGUGCAAUUCAUUCAAUACUUGGAGGACUUCUUCUUGAGGACGUCAAUGAAAACUAAAGGUACCCUAGAAAUAUGGGGCUCUCUUAAUCUCAACAAUUAGGUUCUGUUGAACAUUUGAUCAUUAAGAGAUUUGAAUCCAUUUUGGAAGUCGCCCUGUUUUGUUCAGAGGUUGACUUUGAUUGGUUUAUACCUAUGAAUUCAUACACAUUAAGUUAAGUAGUGCAAUCUUCUAUAGGAAGUGUCAUUUCUUUUUCCCAUUAUAACAUUUAGCAUUCAUCUUGAAUGUUUUUAUAUCA
Molecule: messenger RNA, 1155 nt
Organism: Benincasa hispida (wax gourd)
Lineage: Eukaryota; Viridiplantae; Streptophyta; Magnoliopsida; Cucurbitales; Cucurbitaceae
Product: E3 ubiquitin-protein ligase MIEL1-like
Biological process (GO): ubiquitin-dependent protein catabolic process; protein ubiquitination
Cellular component (GO): nucleus
Molecular function (GO): ubiquitin protein ligase activity; zinc ion binding
Source: RefSeq, a predicted model, not a curated record